This is a messenger RNA of Entamoeba dispar SAW760, 3171 nucleotides long. RefSeq names its product isoleucyl-tRNA synthetase, cytoplasmic, putative. Bases 1 to 3171 code for a protein of 1056 amino acids. Gene Ontology annotation, molecular function: tRNA binding; aminoacyl-tRNA deacylase activity; ATP binding. The record is from RefSeq and is a predicted model, not a curated record. The transcript has a single exon. Gene Ontology annotation, biological process: isoleucyl-tRNA aminoacylation. NCBI's taxonomy places the organism in Eukaryota, Evosea, Mastigamoebida, Endamoebidae.
AUGAACACAGAAUUACCAAGUCAAAUUAACUUUCCCAAAACUGAAGAGGAAAUUAUUGAAUACUGGAAAAAGAUUGAUGUGUUUAAUAAAUGUAAUGAAAUAACUAAAGACAGACCUCGUUUUUCUUUCUAUGAUGGACCACCCUUUGCUACAGGACUUCCACACUAUGGACAUUUACUUGCAGGAACUAUUAAAGACACAGUUUGUAGAUAUGCUAUUCAAACAGGGCACAGAGUCGAUAGAAAAUUUGGAUGGGAUACUCAUGGACUUCCAAUUGAGUUCGAAAUUGAUAAGUUAUUAGGUAUUCAUACAACUGAAGAAGUACUUAAACUUGGUAUUCCAAAGUAUAAUCAAGAAUGUAGAAAUAUUGUUAUGAGAUAUUCAGAAGAAUGGAAAAAAGUUGUUUGGAGAUGUGGCAGAUGGAUUGAUAUGGAUCAUCCUUAUAAAACAAUGGACAUUAAUUUUAUGGAAUCAGUUUGGUGGGUAUUCAAACAACUAUAUGAAAAGAAUUUAGUUUAUCGAGGAUUAAAAAUUAUGCCAUUUUCUACUGGAUGUUGUACACCAUUAAGUAAUUUUGAAGCAGGUAUGGCCUAUAGAGAUGUACCAGAUCCAGCUGUCACUAUGACAUUCCCUGUUAAUGGAGAAGAAAAUACUUAUUUCCUUGCAUGGACAACUACACCAUGGACUCUUCCAUCUAAUCUUGCACUUUGUGUCAAUCCUAAUAUGGAUUAUGUUAAAUUUUAUGAUGAACCUACUAAACAUAAUUAUUAUAUGAUGGAGUGUUUAAUGCCAACACUUCCUAAUGCUAAAAAAGCAAAAAGAACAAUAAUAGAAAAAUUGAAAGGAAAAGAUCUUGUUGGAAAAACUUAUGUUCCAUUAUUCCCUUAUUUCAAAGACCUUAAAGGAUGUUUCAGAGUUGUUGCUGAUGAUUAUGUCCAAAAUGAUUCUGGAACUGGUAUUGUUCAUCAAGCACCUGGAUUUGGUGAAGAUGAUUAUCGUGUUUGUAUGGCUAAUGGUAUUAUUAGUAAAGGAACUAAUCUUGUUUGUCCAAUUGAUUUUUCAGGUAAAUUUACAGCUGAGGUACCAGAUUAUCAAGGUAGAUAUAUUAAAGAUUGUGAUAAAGAUAUUAUUGAAAGACUUAAGAAAGAAGGAAGAAUCUUUAAUGUAGCAACUAUUACACAUUCAUAUCCAUUCUGUUGGAGAUCUGACACCCCAUUAAUUUAUCGUGCUAUUCCAUCAUGGUUUGUUAAUGUUGAAUCUUUCAAAGAUAAAUUAGUUGAAAGUUCUCAACAAACUUAUUGGGUUCCAGAAAAUAUUAGAGAAGGUAGAUUUGAAAAUUGGUUAAGAAAUGCACGAGAUUGGGCUAUUUCUAGAAACAGAUUCUGGGGAACACCAAUUCCAAUUUGGACUGAUGAUGAUUAUACUGAAUUUGUUUGUGUAGGAAGUGUAAAAGAACUUGAAGAACUUACUGGACAAAAAGUUACAGAUCUUCACAGAGAGUUUGUUGAUAAUUUAGUUAUUGAAAAGAAUGGUAAAAAACUUCAUAGAAUUUCUGAGGUUUUUGAUUGCUGGUUUGAAUCAGGGUCUAUGCCUUAUGGACAAAGUCAUUAUCCAUUUGAAAAUGUUGAACAAUUUAAAGAAAAUUUCCCAGGUGAUUUUAUUGCUGAAGGUAUUGAUCAAACAAGAGGAUGGUUCUAUUCCCUUAUUGUCAUUUCUACUGCUUUAUUUGGAAAAGCACCAUUUAAGAAUUGUGUUGUUAAUGGUCUUGUACUUGCUUCUGAUGGUAAAAAAAUGUCAAAGAGAUUAAAGAAUUAUCCUGAUCCAAUGGAUAUGAUUAAUCUUUAUGGUGCUGAUGCUUUAAGACUAUCACUUAUUAAUUCACCAGCUGUACGAGCAGAAACAGUUAAAUUCCAAGAAAAAACAUUAAAAGAAUUAAUUUCAACCAUUUUCUUACCAUGGUUUAACACAUUAAGAUAUCUUAAACAAUCAUUUAAACCUGAGAUGAAGAUUAUGGCUAUUGAUAAAAUUGCUAAUAUGAAUGAUAUGGACAGAUGGAUUCUUUCAUCAUUAAUGUCACUUGUAAAGAAAGUUAGAGAAGAAAUGAAAAUGUUUAGACUUUACACUAUUAUUACGCCAUUAGUUGAUUUGCUUGUAACUCUUUCUAACUGGUAUAUCAGAUUAAAUAGAAAAAGAUUUAGAGGUGGUUAUGGUGAAGCUGCACAAGAAACUUCAUGUAGUGUUUUAUAUCACUGCUUGAAGAUUAUGUCAAUUCUUAUGGCACCAUUUACACCAUUCUUCUCUGAAUUCUGUUAUCAAAAAUUAAAAGCCUUCCCAUUAAAUUAUGAAGAGAAGAUGGAAGAGUCUGUUCAUUUUGUCCAAAUUCCUGAACCACUUGAACAAUUCCAUGAUGCUAAACUUGAAGAAGUUGUUGAUGCCCUUAAGAAAAUCAUUGAAUUAGGUAGAAGUGCUCGUGAUAAGAAAAUCCUUCCAUUGAAACAGCCAUUGAGAAAAAUAACAAUUAUCCAUGGAUCUCAAGAAUUCCUUGAUCGUUUAAUGGUAUUUAAAGAGUAUAUUGCUAUUGAAUUAAAUGUAGAAGAAGUUAUUGCUACUACUGAACAAGAUCAAUUUAUUACUCUUUCAUUGGCUCCAGAAAGAGCUGUUAUUGGUAAGAAAUAUAAAAAAGAAGGAAAGAAAUAUAUUGACGCUUUAAUGAAAGUUGAUCGUAAUAGAAUUUUGAAGUUUAUUGAAGAAGGAAAAAUUGAAAUUGAAGGACAAACCUUCACUGAAGAGGAAGUUAAAGUCCAUAGACAAUUUAGUGGAGACACUUCAACACAAGAAGCAAUGUGGGACAAGGAUGUAUUAGUUUUGUUAGAUUGUGUUCGUGAUAUUAAUUUAAUUCAAAAAGGAAUUUGUAGAGAAGUUAACAACAGAAUUCAAAAAUUAAGAAAGGAAGCUGGAUUGAAAGUUGAUGACAACGUUGUUGUUUAUUAUAGUUAUGAUGAUUCUAAUCAUACUAACAUUGAUGAAGCAAUUAAGGCACAAGAAGAAUUCCUUAAAUCUUAUGGAGUUAUUAUGAAAGUUAAAGAAGGAGAAAUAGCAUCAAUCAAAGACGCAAAUGUUACUUUGAAGUGUGUCACCGACUCUAUUCACUUAUUCCUUGUUAAGCUUUAA